This is a messenger RNA of Blastocystis hominis, 2739 nucleotides long. RefSeq lists its product as hypothetical. Gene Ontology annotation, molecular function: transcription corepressor activity. Gene Ontology annotation, biological process: negative regulation of transcription by RNA polymerase II. NCBI's taxonomy places the organism in Eukaryota, Bigyra, Opalinata, Blastocystidae. The record is from RefSeq and is a predicted model, not a curated record. Gene Ontology annotation, cellular component: histone deacetylase complex; chromatin.
AUGAAGAAGCAGUUUGGGGCAUCGUCCGACGUGGUCAGCAAUUUCCUCAGACUCAUCUGUGAUUACGGCCAUAAUAAAAUCAGCAUUGAGAUGGUUGUCAAUAGUGUGACUCAGUUGCUGUCAGGAAACAGCGAGUUGCUUUCCCAAUUCUAUCGCUUUGUCCCUGACCAGUACUGUCCCAAAGUGGAUUACUCUUAUCCCUUUGGAGCGGAUGCAAACUACAUUUCACAUAUUCGACAAUAUGUCUCCCGAAUUCAGGAGCGUUUUAAAGAUAGCGGUGAUAAAGAGUAUAAUGAAUUUAUCUCCAUUCUUCGGAGCCACGCGAACAGCGACUUCAGUAUUUCUAGCGUGGAAGAGCGGAUUCGCAAGCUCUUCCAUGGUCAUCCCGAUCUUGUCAAUGACUUCCACACCUUCCUCCCCCCCAAUCCCCACUCCCAGCCUUCUACGGUUUCCACGGUUUCCACUGUUUCCACCAAUCCACCCAUCGCGUCGAUCCCCGCGGGAAAUCCCGUCGUUUCUGCGCCUGCCGCCUCGCUCUAUUCCCCCUACCCCAAAUUCCCCGCGGUGAACCCGCCCUCCUUCCCCGCCCCCGCGAAACCCCCGGACAAGCCGCUCCCCGCGGUUCUUCCUCCCGCCAAGUCGGAGAUUCCCGCGGGGAGCGACCAGGACGUGGCGGACUUCGCGUUGCUGCGCAGUUCCGCGGGACUGAUCCGUUUCGAGCACUUUCUGCGAAUCUGCGCGCUGUUUGCGGACGUUGCGCUAUCCCACAUUUUUGAAUCGCAGAAGGUGAUCUCAUUAGCGGAGUUCGUGGCGCUGUGCGAGUCGUUGUUUCGUCAUACUCCGCAGAUUCUGCAGCAGAUCUCGUCGAUGCUGCUGCGCUGCGGCGUUCCGCGCGACCUGAUAACGACGCGUCCGCCGGCGCUGCUGCCGGAGCAGGUGAAGAAGCUUCCGAAAUGCACGCCGUCGUACCAUCUGCUGCCGAGCUCGUACCUGCACCGCGGGGGCUCGCAGCGGAGUUUCUUGGAGGGCAGUCUGCUGAACGACGCGUGGAUCUCCUGUCCGAUCGGCUCGGAGAACUUCGCGGCGGGCUACGCUCAUCGGAACCUGCAUGCGGAGGCGCUGUUCCGCGUGGAGGACGAUCACUUCGAGACCGACGUGCUCAUCGAGUCCAAUCGCCACUGCACCGGCUCUCUCGAGGCGCUGGCGCGCGCUCUGGACGCGGAGGGCCCCGGGCCGCAGCGACUGGAGGUGGGCCGGCUGUCGGCGCUGGACCGGCGCGCGAUUCGGCGGCUGUACGCGGAGAGCGGAGUCGACGGCGUGGUGCUGGAGAUGCUGGAGAACGCGCCGCGAACCACGCUCCCGCGCGUUCUGCGGAGACUACGCGAGCAAGAGGAGCGCUGGGUGAAGGAGAGGAACGUGCUGGAGGCCCAGUGGCGCGCGAUCCAGGAGGAAAACUAUCAUCGCUCGCUGGACACGCGGAGCUUCACGUUCAAGGCGCAGGACAAAAAGAACACCAAUAUCAAGCCCUUCAUCGACGCCAUCAAGGUAGAAACGGGGAAACGUGGAAACAACGAGGCAAGUCGACGGCUGGGGAGUUUCACGCUGGCGCGCGCGGAGCAGGCGAAACGCGAGGGAAGCGACCAGCAAAGCCCGCCGCAUCUGCAGUUCGCGCUGAGCAUUCCGCUGAUUCAUCGCGUGGUCCUGCGGUUUUUGCUGGCCGCGGGGAAGAAGCAACUGCCGUACUCCGACAUGGUGGGGUUCCCGCGGGGAAUUGACGAAACGGCUGCGGACGUUUCUGUUCUACUGCGUGAGUCGGAGAACUCGCUGUUCGCGCAGGAUAAGCAGCAUUUCGACUCGGUCUUGGCGCGGAUUUCGUCGCUUACCGCGGAAAAAAUGCCAAAUCGGCGGGAUGUGAUUUUCGGUAAUUCCUCGCUCUACGCGUUUUACCGGUUCUACCAAGUGGUAUACUCGCGGUUCCAAGAAGUCGUGGAGAUCAUUCUGGAGGCCUCGCAGCAUCGCGAUGAAUUCCACAUCCCCGCUCCCAGUGGGCCGAAGCGGCAGGCGCAUCUGGACGGGUCGGAGAGCGCGCGCGCGGCGGAGCCGACGGCGUGGGAGCAGGUGAACGAGGUGGUGAACUCGUGUCUUUCGUUUCUGCGGAAUGACCAGGAUUCGGUGCACUUCGAAGAGUCCUGCCGGCGGCAAAUCGGCACGGGCGGGUACGUUCUCUACACGCUCGACAAGGUCGUGUCCACCUGCAUCAAACACCUGCAUUCCAUGUUCGUAGACCUCACCACCAACGAGCUGCUCGCCAGCUACGCGCUCCAUCUCGAACGGACCGGUUCCAGCGAGGCCGGUUACCGAAACCACUGCAUCGCCCUUCUCCAAACCGGUCGCCAGUCCGUCUAUCGCGUGGAGACCGUCGAUGGCUCUGUGCGCUUCUGGCUCGUCGGAAAUGCCGCGGAGCUCAGGAUUUCCGGGGAGGAGAUGCCCGGGAUGGAGGAGUUCGCGCGGAUUUCCCGCGAUUUUUUGCUGGCGCAGCAGCCGGUGGCGGCGAUGGCGGAGCGCGUAGAAGAGGGGAAACGGGGAAGAAGCGAGGGGUCGUCGACGGGGAACUCGGAGUUUGAGGCGCUGUGCGAAGAGGAGAGCGAAGAUGGAAUGGAGGGGAAGCGAGUGAAGGUGAAGCGGACGAAGGGAACGCGGAGGAGAAAGCGAGAAGACGAGGAAUGGGAUAGUCAUUGA